AUGGGGGACGGAGGACCUCCGCGCCCUCCUGACAAGGCGAGUCCCGCGGCGGUAGCCCUGUCCGUGGGAAACCGCGACAUCACCGACUAUAGGCUUCCCGAUUCAUCUGAUAGCUCCACAGCGGCAGAGAUGGAAUCGGACAGUGAUUACACGCUAGUCCAAUCGCGCCACUUGAAGCGCAAGCUUCGCCGGACGUCAGCAGGCAAGUGCCCUGCCCUGCUCUGCUCUGUAGAGUGCUCUGCUCUGGUCUGCUCUGCAGAGUGCUCUGCUCUGCAGAUUGCUCUCCUCUGCUCUGCUCUGGAGAGUGCUCUUUUCUGCAAACUACUCUGCUCUGCAGGGUGCUCUGCUCUGCAGGGUGCUCUGCAGAGUCCUCUGCUCUACUCUGCUCUGCUCUGCAGAAGUGCCCUGCCCUGCUCUGCUCUGCAGAGUUCUCUGCUCUGUAGAGUACUCUGCUCUGGUCUGCUCUGCAGAGUGCUCUGCUCUGCAGAGCACUCUCCUCUGCUCUGCUCUGGAGAAGUGCUCUUUUCUGCAAACUACUCAGCUCUGAAGGAGUGCUCUGCUCUGCUCUACUCUGCUAUGCUCUGUUCUGGGGAGUGCUCUUCUCUGGUUGUGUUCUGCUCUGAGUGCCCUGCCCUGCUCUACUCUGCAGAGUGCUCUGAUUUGCUCUACUCUGCAGAGUGCUUUGCUCUGCUCUACUCUGCUCUGCAGAAAUGCCUUGCCCUGCUCUGCUCUGCAGAGUGCUCUGCUCUGCCUUGCUCUGCUCUACAUAGUGCUCUGCUCAGCUGUGCCCUGCAGAGUGUGCUGCUCUGCUCUGCAGAGUCCUCUUCUCUGCUCUACUCUGCUCUGGUCUGCAGAGUGCUCUGCUCUCCUCGGCUCUACUCUGCUCUGCAGAGUGCUCUGUUCUGCUCUGGUCUACUCUGCUCUGCUCUGCAGAGCACUCGGCUCUGCCCUGCAGAGUUCUAUGCUCUGCUCUGCACAGUACUCCACUCUGCUCGGCAGAGUGCCCUGCUGAGUGCCCUGCUGAGUGCUCUGAUGUGCUCUGUAGAGUGCUUUGCUCUGCUCUGCAGAGUGCACUUCUCUACAGACUACUCUGCUCUGCAGGAGUGCUUUGCUGUGCUCUGCAGAGUGCUCUCCUCUGCUCUGCACAGUGCUCUACUCACCCUGCAGAGUGAUCUGCUCUGCAGAGGGCUCUACUCAUCCCUGCAGAGUGUUCUGCUCUGCAUAGUGCUCUGCUCUGCCCAGCUCUGCUCAGCAGAAGUGCCCUGCUCUUCAGAAUGCUCUGCUCUGCAGAGUGCUCUUCUCUGCUCUGCUAUGCUCAGCAGAGUGCUCUUCUCUGCUCUGCUAUGCUCAGCAGAGUGCUCUCCUCUGCUCUGCAAAGUGCUCUACUCAGCCCUGCAGAGUGAUCUGUUCUGUAGAGUGCUCUGCCCUGCUUUGCAGAGUGUUCUGCUCUGCAUAGUGCUCUGCUCAGCUCUGCUCAGCAGAGUGCUCUGCUCUGUAGAGUCCUGUGCUCUGCUCUGCUCUGCAGAGCUCCCUGCUCUGCAGAGUGCUCUGCCCUGCUUUGCAGAGUGCUCUGCUCUGCAUAGUGCUCUGCUCUGCUCAGCUCUGCUCAGCAGAGCGCUCUGCUCUGCAGAGUCCUGUGCUCUGUUCUGGUCUGCAGAGUGCUUUGCUCUGCAGAGUGCUCUGCUCUUCUCUGCUCUGCAGAGUGCUCUCCUCUGCUCUACUCGGCACAAGUGCCCUGCUCUGCAGAAUGCUCUGCUCUUCUCUGCUCUGCUAUGCUCUGCAGAGUGCUCUGCUCUGCUCUGUGAAAUCCGCAGAGGCCGGGUGUGA
This is a messenger RNA of Dermacentor silvarum, 1827 nucleotides long. RefSeq lists its product as uncharacterized. The transcript has 9 exons. The record is from RefSeq and is a predicted model, not a curated record. Lineage: Eukaryota; Metazoa; Arthropoda; Arachnida; Ixodida; Ixodidae. The coding region runs from base 1 to 1827 and encodes 608 amino acids.